This is a messenger RNA of Guillardia theta CCMP2712, 216 nucleotides long. RefSeq lists its product as hypothetical. The coding region runs from base 1 to 216 and encodes 71 amino acids. The transcript has a single exon. The record is from RefSeq and is a predicted model, not a curated record. Lineage: Eukaryota; Cryptophyceae; Pyrenomonadales; Geminigeraceae.
AUGUUUGCUGACGUUCGUCAAUACGUGGAAUUGGCCACAUCCAGUGGACUGGAUGCAUGGGCAGAAGAGUACCUCGGUCAUGGAAAGGUACAGUCGGACGCCUGGACGACUGAGUACCUCGGGCAAGAUCUGAAUCAAAAGUAUCCCACAGCCUCGCAGUUUCAGUUCGUCUGCAGUGUGUCGAGCACAGGCGUGGUCAACUGCCCUACUGGAUAG